Messenger RNA from Lytechinus variegatus (green sea urchin), 982 nucleotides. RefSeq names its product MAM and LDL-receptor class A domain-containing protein 1-like. The transcript has 5 exons. Gene Ontology annotation, cellular component: membrane. The record is from RefSeq and is a predicted model, not a curated record. NCBI's taxonomy places the organism in Eukaryota, Metazoa, Echinodermata, Echinoidea, Temnopleuroida, Toxopneustidae. Bases 7 to 735 code for a protein of 242 amino acids.
AAGUCUAUGAUUGGUGGAGACUACUACUCUGACAUCGCUAUUGAUGACGUCAUGAUCCAAAACGGCCUAAAAUGCGAAGACGCAUCACCUGGUCCCAAUGAUUGUGAUUUUGAGAUCGAUCUCUGUUCGUGGCACCAGGAGAUUAGCAGGGAUGAUAUAGAUUGGGAUCGAGUAUCGAACGCAAUCAACCCCAAUCCUUUAGGACCACCGGCUGACCAUACACGGGGAGAUGAAACAGGUUAUUACAUGAUGGUGGCCGAGUCAACCAACUUUGAUGAAGAAAGAGCGAGACUGGUAUCCAAUACUAUUCAGAACACUGAUGACUUAGGCGCGUGUAUGGAGUUUUGGUAUCACAUGGAUAAUACAUAUGAUAUAGUGUUGAAGGUCCUUAAAUGGAUCAUGGGUCCAAGCGAUGACCAGGAAGUAAAAUGGCAGAAGGAGGAGUCACGUGGUCCUGGGUGGCAUCAGGUCUACAUACACUUUACGGAGAAACAAUUAUACACGAUAACCUUUGAAGCAACUAGAGAUUUUGUCAGCGACGGGGCAGUUGCAAUUGAUGACAUCACUCUUAACGACGGGAUAUGCCCUAUGCCAAAUAAAUGUGAUUUUGAGAAUGGUGACUGCAAUUAUUCCCCUGGUGCUGGGACAGACUUCUUUUGGACUGUGGUACAGGCAAACUCGGGCGACCCUGUGCCCUCAAAGGAUGUGUCAUACAACAGUGGUGCAGGUAAAUAAGUAUUGUCCCCUUUGGUUUACAGAUGGAUUUGGCGACCGAAAAUGCUAACGAUCAUUUCGGAAAGGGUAAAAGAGAAAUGAAAAUAAGUGAUUUUUGUUAUUAUUCUGCUUUUUGAUUCUGUGACUGUUAUAUUAUGUCACAACUUUUGACUGCUGUAUCAAAAGUGCCAAAACUUUACCCGUACGCCAUGUCUGCUAACAGAUGGGAUGUAGGGCUGGGCAGGUCGCUUGUCCCACCUACCGUCUC